AUGUGCAAUCGUUGUAAACGUCGCCCAUUGUUAAUUUUACUUUUUUUUACACAUAUUAUUUUAUUUUCAACUUAUACUUUUAUACAGUACCAAACAUCUGAUCGUCUUCCAGCUAAUCUAAUUGAAAAAACUGAUCGAUCACACUUGAAUAAGAAUUAUAGAAAUUCAAAAAUUCAACAAAAAAUUGAUCUAUCUCCUACUAAAGGAAAGCUUGAAUCACUUAAUGUUUCAUAUGUAACAGAUAUCGAUCAACAAGAAACAAUUGUUCAAUGUUCAAUUUUACCAACGAAUUUAGUGGGUCGUGUUGAAGCCGAUUUGUUCUCAUAUGAAAUGCAAGAAAUCGAAAAACAUCACGAAAAUUCUAGUGUUCAAGUUGGUGGUCAUUGGUCGCCUUCUCAUUGUACAUCUCGUUAUCGAGUCGCAAUUAUUAUUCCAUAUCGCAAUCGAGAUAUGCAAUUACGUAUAUUUCUUAAUUUUAUGCAUCUAUUCUUACAAAAACAGCAAAUUGAUUAUCAAAUUUUUCUUAUUGAACCAGUAGAUGAUAUAACAUUUAAUCGUGCACUUUUAUUUAAUAUUGGUUUUAAUGAAGCAAUGAAACAUUAUGCAUGGGAAUGUUUUAUUUUUCACGAUGUAGAUUUAAUACCGGAGGAUGAUAGAAAUAUUUAUUCAUGUCCACCAGAACCACGUCACAUGUCAGUUGCUGUGAAUACAUUAAAUUAUGAACUUCCUUAUCGAACAAUUUUUGGUGGUGUUUCAGCUUUAACGAUUGAACAAUUUAAAUCUGUUAAUGGAUUUUCCAAUCAAUAUUUCGGAUGGGGUGGUGAAGAUGAUGAUAUGGCUGCUAGAAUAUUAACUAAAUAUCGAAUAUCUCGUUAUCCAGCAUCAAUUGCUCGUUAUAAAAUGUUACGACAUCAACCAGAUACACCAAAUCAAUCUAGAUAUAAAAUUUUGGGUUUAAGUAUUGCAAUGCGUUCAGUUGAUGGUCUUUCAAAUCUGCAAUAUACAAUGAUCGAAACUCGCAAAAAUAAAUUAUUUACACUUAUUCGAGUUACCUACAAUGAAGCAUUAAUUAAAUCUGCUGUUGCUCAUAUAAAAAAGAAAAAUGUGAAAAUGAUACGACAUAAAACUGAACAAUCGGCAAUAUAA
Messenger RNA from Rotaria socialis, 1146 nucleotides. The record is from the annotation of a GenBank genome assembly. Lineage: Eukaryota; Metazoa; Rotifera; Eurotatoria; Philodinida; Philodinidae.